GAGGAUGUUUUCGCCAUGGACGCGCGGGUUGAAAAAUGUGCUACGCAUAAUCUAUUCCGCGCUUCUUAUUCGGUAAAUUACCACGUGUUGAUCGCUGCCAUCUUUUCAGCUCCGAUCAAAACAAACUUUCUUUUACGACCGGGGAAAGAAAUACCCAAGCCUUGGUUGAGGAAAAUGGCCCAACCUGUAAGGUUAUACAGUAAGGGAAUCUUCCUUGGAUACCAACGUGGAUUACGAAAUCAAACUGAGUCAACUUCGCUAUUGCGAAUUGAAGGAGUAAACAGCAAACAAGAAACAGAAUUUUAUUUGGGCAAAAGAGUGGCUUUUGUUUACAGAGUAUCCAAAAAGUCUGUUGCAAAAGGAGAAAGAAAGGCCAGCAAAAUUCGAGUAAUCUGGGGUAAAGUAACACGUCCUCAUGGCAGCCGCGGCACAGUUCGGGCCAAGUUUAGACACAACUUACCACCCAAAGCUAUUGGCGGUUCUGUUAAAGUGAUGCUGUAUCCAUCAAGAGUGUAAAUUGGUUGAAAUAAAAAAAAUAAAUACAAAAA
This is a messenger RNA of Hydractinia symbiolongicarpus, 548 nucleotides long. RefSeq names its product 60S ribosomal protein L35a-like. The record is from RefSeq and is a predicted model, not a curated record. Gene Ontology annotation, biological process: cytoplasmic translation; ribosomal large subunit biogenesis. Gene Ontology annotation, molecular function: structural constituent of ribosome. Bases 16 to 516 code for a protein of 166 amino acids. Gene Ontology annotation, cellular component: cytosolic large ribosomal subunit; ribosome. The transcript has 4 exons. Lineage: Eukaryota; Metazoa; Cnidaria; Hydrozoa; Anthoathecata; Hydractiniidae.